Messenger RNA from Ficedula albicollis (Collared flycatcher), 1358 nucleotides. RefSeq names its product regulator of G-protein signaling 20 (gene RGS20). The record is from RefSeq and is a predicted model, not a curated record. NCBI's taxonomy places the organism in Eukaryota, Metazoa, Chordata, Aves, Passeriformes, Muscicapidae. The transcript has 4 exons. The coding region runs from base 1 to 657 and encodes 218 amino acids.
AUGGGAUCAGAGAGGACGGAGAUACGCAAACGGCAGAUGGCUGCGACCCCGGAGACCCCAGGUGCUGCACAGGCUCAGCUCAGCACAGGAAACCGAGGGUCCAAUGCCUGCUGCUUUUGUUGGUGCUGUUGCUGCAGCUGCUCAUGUCUUACUGUUAGAAAUCAAGACGAAGAGAGAGCAAGGAGAACAUCUCAUGAACUCCAAGCAGAGGGUAUUCCAAACUGUGAGGAAAGUCCUGCUCCCACUCUCGAAGAAGUAAAUGCCUGGGCUCAAUCAUUUGACAAGUUGAUGCUUACUCCAGCUGGCAGAAAUGCUUUUCGUGAAUUUCUACGAACAGAAUUCAGUGAGGAAAACAUGCUUUUCUGGAUGGCCUGUGAGGAACUAAAACAAGAAUCCAACAAAACUGUCAUUGAAGAAAAAGCAAGACUAAUUUAUGAAGAUUACAUUUCUAUCCUUUCUCCAAAAGAGGUCAGUCUGGACUCCAGAGUAAGAGAAGUUAUUAACCGAAAUAUGCUGGAACCCUCACAGCACACCUUUGAUGAUGCACAGCUUCAAAUUUAUACCUUAAUGCACAGAGACUCCUACCCACGGUUUAUGAACUCUGCUAUUUAUAAGGACUUGCUUCAGUCCUUGUCUGAAAAAUCCAUCGAAGCAUAGAAUUUUUUCUUAAUUGUAUUUAUUUUAAAACAGACAGGACUCUGGGCUACAGAAAUCCACAGGGAAUUUAGAAUUUAUCAGAUAUUUACCUGAAAAUAACUCAGGCAAGUUUUACUACAGACUGAAUAAUUUAAAUCUGCACAAAGCUCUGACACAAUCAGCUAAGUACAGUUUCUGAUUAAAUUCAGUAUUACUUUGCAAAAGGAAAUGAAGAGAAUGAAGAAGAAACGUUGCUCAAAAAUGCAGUAUUUUUUCAAACACAGCAGACAAUUCAGACACAAAGCUAUUACAACUUAUGUCUGAGGUGCAAAUACCAACUGAGCAUGAAACUAAAACCGAUUUUUAAGUGGAGUGUUAGAAUUUUCUUGAAAACCAAACCAGUUUCCCCAUCCACACUGUGACCAAAGUAAAAAUAUUACUGUCAAUACUGUGUUACUCUAGGCAGUGCCAUCACACCUGGAACAGGUACACUUCACUUGUUUUUGGUAUAUUUAAUGCAUACACGGUGAACUAAUGGAAUUGGAACGGCAAUCUCAAGUUUAUGAAAGCUACUGGUUGACAUAAUGCUGCUUAUAAAAAAAAAUCUUUUGCUGAAGAAUUGUUAUUUUAGUACUAGAAUCUGCUGAAAUCAUUAAGUUCCCUUUGUUGAUGUUCAUAAAGUCAAAUUAUUUAUUUCAAAGGAAAACAAGUCUGGGCAUUCA